Messenger RNA from Striga asiatica, 555 nucleotides. The record is from the annotation of a GenBank genome assembly. NCBI's taxonomy places the organism in Eukaryota, Viridiplantae, Streptophyta, Magnoliopsida, Lamiales, Orobanchaceae.
AUGUGGGUUAACGAUUCCGUGCAGCCAUUGGACGAGUUUUUGCACGGGAAGGUGAGAGAUUCUAGAACCUUCUCGAGAGCCCUGCAACGAAUGACUCCAGUCACACGGCGGCAGAUUGAGCAUUUGUUGGGUUGGCAGCAUAUAGCGCAAUCCAGCACGUCCGUGUCCGUCAGAUUUGCCGCCAAUUGGCCCCUCCGACUCGAGCCCUCGCCGCCCGAUUCAUUACAAUCCCGGGUCGGAUCCGAUCCACCGUCGGAUGGCGAACUCGAUGACUUUGUUUCGCUGUCUGAUUCCGACGAGGAGGAAAUAGAUACUGUCGUCGGAAUCUUUGUCUCAGAGGCCGCGGCGGUCUUGGACGUAGUUGCGGAGGUGUCGAUCGGCCUCUCAGAGGACUUGGAAUUUAGACAGACUUGUCUCUUUUUCUUGGCCUUCGCGGCGACGGUUUUACGAGGCAAGGUAAAAUGGUCGCCUCUGAACGCUCUUGUUGGUGGCGCAGCGCAGGGUUUCCUAAAUUUGCGAAUGGGUCCUUCAAAUUGGAUGGACCUUUGCUUUUAG